AUGUCAGCUCCACCAAACCAUCCAAACGAUAUGGACUCCCUUGCUGAAUCUCUGAAGAACAUCGAAAUCAGCUGCAUGCCCGUUCAACAAAGAGUUAACUUGGGCGAGCAGGACCCAAACUUCCGCCGAGAGGAACGUCUGGUUCCAUAUGAGAUCCAAGUGUGCCACGUGGAUUACAGAGACUUUUUCAUUCAAGUCAACAUCGAUAAACACUCAUUCGUGUUGAAGCAGACUCUAGAUGGCAAUGUCCAAGUUAGAGUUUCUGAUGGAGCUGGACAAAUUCAAACGUUCCCAAUGCCAAUUGGAAUGUCGAUGGAUGAAUCAUUGAAGAAAAUCACGGAUUACUUCUUGGGAAGACCAGGAACCAUCAUUCAUCAACUAUUGAUUUCUUCGGAAGACGUCCUGGAGAAGUGCAUUGUUCCAGAAGUUAUUCAAACCAGAUACAUCUGCUACGAUGGCCGGAAUCUGGACAAAGCUCUUCGGGUCAAAUGCAAGGAGACGUUUGUCUUUGCGAAAUGCUUCAGAGUUGAAAUGAUUCGGUCUGUGUUUGAGCAAGUUAAAUCUCUCAACUACACUGCUGGCAUGGCAAUUGAAAUCGGAACCGGUGGAAUCGAGCAAAAGAUCUUCCCUCGAGCACUGGAGACUCUUCAAGACCUCCAACCAAAGCUCGGAGUUCAACCAAAACAUCAAUGCUACGAUGGCGAAUGCGAUCGACCAGCCAUCGAGCAUGCCACACAUCUUCAAUGCCUCGUUUUCGACAUCGAGGAUAAGGAUUUGGAGAUGAUUGUCUGCUUGCCAGACUUUGUUCGAAUCUUCGGUGCUGAGGAUCAGGGAUUGAACCAUGUGGUUCGGUUCAGAGUGGAGCCAAAGGGAACAGCUGCACGUUGUGAUGCAGAGAACUGGCUCAGCGUUUUCGAUGUCGACGGAUUCGAGUCUUAUGUCAAUAUGGCAAAUUAA
Caenorhabditis briggsae is the source of this 957-nucleotide messenger RNA. The transcript has 3 exons. NCBI's taxonomy places the organism in Eukaryota, Metazoa, Nematoda, Chromadorea, Rhabditida, Rhabditidae. Bases 1 to 957 code for a protein of 318 amino acids. The record is from RefSeq and is a predicted model, not a curated record.